Coniosporium apollinis CBS 100218 is the source of this 618-nucleotide messenger RNA. RefSeq lists its product as uncharacterized. The coding region runs from base 1 to 618 and encodes 205 amino acids. NCBI's taxonomy places the organism in Eukaryota, Fungi, Ascomycota, Dothideomycetes. The record is from RefSeq and is a predicted model, not a curated record. Gene Ontology annotation, cellular component: mitochondrion. The transcript is spliced from 2 exons. Gene Ontology annotation, molecular function: riboflavin kinase activity. Gene Ontology annotation, biological process: FMN biosynthetic process; riboflavin biosynthetic process.
AUGCGUCCCAACGGGCCCCGCGACGCGGUAGCAGGACCAGAAAGCGGCCCCUCGCCACCCUUUCCCCUAAAGCUCAGUGGAAAAGUGAUUAAAGGGUUCGGCCGGGGCAGCAAAGAGCUCGGCAUCCCAACGGCCAAUAUCCCGCUCUCCGGCCUCAGCGUUGGCGGCCAGGAGGGCAUGGAGAGCGGGAUCUACUUUGGGUGGGCCGGGCUCGAGGCUCCGCGCGCCGACGGCCGCGACGGCCGCGAGGCUCAAGGUUCCGAUGGAGAUCGUGAUCGAGAUGAGUUCGACGAGAGGGUCUACCCAAUGGUGAUGAGCGUGGGCUGGAAUCCGUACUACAAGAACACUGUGCGGAGCGUCGAGGUCCACAUCAUGCGCAGCUUCCCCUCCGACUUCUACGGCAGCCAUCUUAACCUCCUGGUCCUGGGGUUCAUACGGCCGGAGUAUGAUUACGUGUCCAAGGAAGCGCUAGUUGAGGACAUCAUGGAGGAUAUCGAGGUCACGAGACGGAGCUUGGCGAGGCCUGCGUAUGCCAAGUAUCGGGACGAUGAGUACUUGGUCCAGUUUCCCAAGGCGAGAAGUAAGGAGGAGCAAGAGGAGAUUGAUAUUGCGAGCUGA